This is a messenger RNA of Eublepharis macularius, 454 nucleotides long. RefSeq names its product cytochrome c oxidase subunit 7B, mitochondrial. Gene Ontology annotation, biological process: mitochondrial electron transport, cytochrome c to oxygen. The record is from RefSeq and is a predicted model, not a curated record. The transcript is spliced from 3 exons. NCBI's taxonomy places the organism in Eukaryota, Metazoa, Chordata, Lepidosauria, Squamata, Eublepharidae. Bases 70 to 312 code for a protein of 80 amino acids.
GGGGACCAUUCCCCCUGCGCGGCGGCCAUUUUGUUUUUCACCGCUGAGCAAGGGCGCCGCGGCGGAGAGAUGCUCUUCCCCAUCGCGAAGGGGGCGCUGGGCCUCGCCGCCCGUGGCAUUCAACGUACAGUGGCAAGACAAACUCACCAUAAACAUGUUCCUGACUUUCAUGACAAAUAUGGCAACAUUAUUCUGCUCGGUGGAGCUGUAUUUUGUGCCUCCAUUUGGACUUAUGUUGUAACACAAACUGGCAUUGAGUGGAAUUUGUCUCCUGUUGGCCGAGUAACCCCAAAAGAAUGGAGAGAGAAAUAGAGGUAUCUCCAUACCCAUCUUAGAAAUGUUGGGAGCUACCAUGAACUGGUCUGAGCUUUCACUGGAAUACACUUCUGCUGUGCAUGUAAUGGCACAGUACAUUGUAUUGCAACCUGAGGUGUAAUAAAUAUAUUUAAAAUAA